UCAAAAAGUGUAAACAUUUCGAUUGGCACUUUAAUUACGCAGUUCUCAUUGUCAGCUGUGUGUGUGUGUGUGUGUGUGUAAGUCGCACAUCAACAGUAAAAAAGAACCAAUACUACCAAUAAAGGCAAAGAAAGGGCAAGAUGAAUCAGAUGAUUGCGCUCCGCACUGCAAAAAGUAACCUGAGCCGGAUAGUAACCAGGAACUUCUGCAGAACCACGACCCUGAGAAAAGAGGGAGAUGUUGCAAAAUCUGAACCAACUAAGGCUAAGGAAGCUCCCCUUAGUGGAGUGGAGUCAAUUAGAUUAGGUUCAAGAAGUCAUGCGCCAAAUAACCUUGAAAAACGAUUCUUAGUCUGGUCAGGCAGAUACAAGAGUGUUGGCGAUAUUCCUCCAACUGUUCCAGAAGAAGCGAUUGAGAAGGCAAGGAACAAGGCCCGUAUCAGAAUUGCAAAUUUCAUGAUGGUCGCAACAAUUAUUGGAUGCAUUGUUUGCAUCAUCAGUGGCAAACAUGCCGCAUCUCGGGGCGAGAGUGUUCAUAAGAUGAACCUAGACUGGCAUCGCCAGUACAAUGAAUCACACCCUGCCGAAGCAUCAAAAUGAAAAAUAAAUUAAAUUAAAAUUAAGGCUGUGUGGUGUCAGAGAGACAACAUGGAAAAAUAAAAUAAUACUAUUUGUUAAUUUAAGAUUAGCGCGCACUUUCACUUACUAUUGUACAGUUUAUUUUAGCAAACAAUAAACAAAAAUGCUCAUAGA
Cloeon dipterum is the source of this 752-nucleotide messenger RNA. RefSeq names its product UPF0389 protein GA21628. Lineage: Eukaryota; Metazoa; Arthropoda; Insecta; Ephemeroptera; Baetidae. The transcript has 4 exons. The coding region runs from base 141 to 599 and encodes 152 amino acids. The record is from RefSeq and is a predicted model, not a curated record.